Musca domestica (house fly) is the source of this 470-nucleotide messenger RNA. Its product is annotated as probable insulin-like peptide 3. The transcript is spliced from 2 exons. The record is from RefSeq and is a predicted model, not a curated record. Gene Ontology annotation, cellular component: extracellular region. Bases 36 to 404 code for a protein of 122 amino acids. Gene Ontology annotation, molecular function: hormone activity. NCBI's taxonomy places the organism in Eukaryota, Metazoa, Arthropoda, Insecta, Diptera, Muscidae.
UCUAAGAUCUAAAGGAAACUACUUCGGUUGCCGCAAUGAAACUUCUAGGUGCUCUUGUAUUUUUGGCCAUCUGCUAUGAAAGCCAAUCGGCAGCAACUCGUUUCUGUGGCCAAAAUUUGGUUCAGAUUCUGGACGCUGUGUGUGUGGAUGGUUUCUAUGGCAUGCAGAUGAGUAAGAAAUCAUUCGGUAAACAAAUGAAUUACGGAUUAUUGGAUGUAAUUGGAUCAAAUGAAAUCGACAAUGAACCACACCCCAAAUCCAGUUCCCUGCUCAGUGAUAUGUUGUCUGGUGAGGGAUUUAAUGGCCUGGCAAAGACACGCAGACAACGCCACUUAAAUGGAGUCUAUGAUGAAUGCUGUCGAAAAGGUUGCACCUUGAAUGAAAUUGCGGGAUACUGUCUAUAAGUUAAUGUUUAUGCAAAAGUAUCUGAUUAAUCAAUUAUUUUCUGGCAUACUGACAAUUAAUUGAUA